Messenger RNA from Candida tropicalis MYA-3404, 693 nucleotides. It is a transcript of the gene HAP2, whose product is annotated as Hap2p. The coding region runs from base 1 to 693 and encodes 230 amino acids. Gene Ontology annotation, biological process: regulation of transcription by RNA polymerase II. The record is from RefSeq and is a predicted model, not a curated record. The transcript has a single exon. Lineage: Eukaryota; Fungi; Ascomycota; Pichiomycetes; Serinales; Debaryomycetaceae. Gene Ontology annotation, cellular component: CCAAT-binding factor complex. Gene Ontology annotation, molecular function: DNA-binding transcription factor activity, RNA polymerase II-specific; RNA polymerase II cis-regulatory region sequence-specific DNA binding.
AUGACAUCACUAGAAAAUCCAACAUCAGCUUCUUAUUAUGAAGAAUCUGUAUCCAACACAUCAGCCACCAAUACUCCAACCACAGUUCAUAACAAUAAUAAUCAAUAUUAUCAAGACUCACCUACAUCUACGUAUACUUAUGAAGUUGAUCAAGAAUUUCAACAACACGAAGGAUAUGAACAACAACAACAGCAGCAACAACAAAUAGAAGAAGAGGAGGAUAAUACAGGGACAGAACAACCAUUUUAUGUUAAUGCAAAACAAUAUCAUCGAAUUUUAAAAAGAAGAAUAGCAAGAGCUAAAUUAGAAGAAAAUUUAAAAAUUGCAAGAACUAGAAAACCUUAUUUACAUGAAAGUAGACAUAAACAUGCAAUGAGAAGACCAAGAGGUCAAGGGGGUAGAUUUUUAACUGCUGCAGAAAUAGCAGAAUUGGAAAAAUCUAAAAAAGAACAACAACAAGCUGAAAGUGGCAUUAAAAUUGAGAAUGAUUCAAAUGAUCAACAUAAAGUAGAACCAGAGAAGGAUAAAAAAGAUGAAGUCAAUAAUACUAAUGAGGAUAGUAGUAAGAAUAAUACCCCGACUACCACCAAAGAAUUGGAGAAAAUAAUUAGUAAUGGAAUGAAUGAAGAAGGAAAGGAGAAUUCUGAAGUUAAAUUGAAAACUGAACCAAAUUUGACAGUGGAUGCUGUAUAA